Molecule: messenger RNA, 579 nt
Organism: Phaeodactylum tricornutum CCAP 1055/1
Lineage: Eukaryota; Bacillariophyta; Bacillariophyceae; Surirellales; Neidiaceae
Gene: CYCL1
Exons: 3
Biological process (GO): positive regulation of DNA-templated transcription, elongation; regulation of transcription by RNA polymerase II
Cellular component (GO): nucleus; cyclin/CDK positive transcription elongation factor complex
Molecular function (GO): cyclin-dependent protein serine/threonine kinase activator activity
Source: RefSeq, a predicted model, not a curated record
CCUUCUUUAAAAGAUGGCAUGUCGGUAGAAGAGGAAGCACUCAAAAGACGGAAGACCUGUCGUUUCAUCGAAGAAGCGGGGCGAGUGCUGAAACUACCUCGGGUUGCCGUGUCCACCGCCAUGGUCUUUUUCCAUCGCUUUUACGCCAAGCAUUCGUUUCAAGAUCACGACCGUUUCGAAGUUGCGGUCGCGUGUAUUGUUCUCGCUGCCAAAACGGAGGAGUCUCCCAAAAAGCUAACGACCGUAAUUGACGAAUGCCAUAAGCUCAAAGUCCGCGGCAUGCAAGCGGGCGAAGAGUUCAUCAAGCUCAAAGAACGUAUCUUGCUACUGGAACGAGUCAUUCUGCAUACGAUCGGAUUCGAACUCUCAAUUGAUCAUCCCUACAAGUUUUUGGUCGAGCAAAUUCAGAAAAUGAUUCACAAGAGGCAAUUGGAUAUGGCGCAGUACGCGAUGAAUUUCGCCAACGACUCGAUGCAAACCUCCUUGUGUUUACAGUUUGAGCCGCAAAAGAUCGCCACCGCGACUGUAUACUUGGCGGGACAGUUCAGUAAGGUCCGGCCAAUCGACGGCAAAGACUGG